UUCAAACCGUUGAAUAUCUUUUAGCCACAUCAGCAUCUAUAAAAAUGACGGAAAUGAAUAAUUCGCAAAUAAUUCCACAAGAAGUGAAAGAUUUCUUCAAAAAUAACUCGACAUGGUCGUUACUAAAGUUUCUUCAGUUUAGAGAAAAAAACGAAACUCAAUCAUGUCUCCUCGAUUUCGAAGUUAAGUAUAUAUGUGCAAUACCGCAACCAACUGGAUUCGUUCUGGCGGGUGAGAGAGGAGUUCGUCUUCCCUCGGCACUCUUGAAUAUACUACACGUUAGUUGCCAUGACGCAACAGGUUGGGUUCGUCCUAACUUGUUGGAGAAAAUUUCUCAAGGUGUUGUUAGUUUCUGGAGUGAGAUCGAGAAAAAACGUUUAAAAGACAAUAUCGAAAAAGGAUCGUUAGAAUACAUCAAUGAGGUUAUAGAUGAUUCGGCCAAAGAUUCCAAAAUUGCAAGGGAAUUUUUAUCCAACGAGCUAAAAUCAUUUGUAUCAAGUUCUUUGAAGCGAGAUAGUUCACACGUGGAAACUUCUCAAGGUAGUUCUAAUUUUCACACGCCGGAUCACAGUAAGAAGACCAGAACAGAUAUAUCCAAUGUCUCAUUCGAUGAGUACACCAGUGCUGUUAACACCGUCAAUUCAAUUCAAAACGAUAAGUACACCAGUGCUGUUAACGCCAUCAAUUCAAUUCAAAACAAUAAAGAAUCUGCCCACACAAACCUUCCCCGUGCAAAGAAUUAUCUUUCAGCUAAUGAAAUUGAUGGUUUGAUAAAUAUAACACAAAAUGCUAUUCAAGAAGAGAAUGAAAAGAUAAGUAAAUCAGCUAAAUCACCUUUAGAAGCAUUGUUAUUAUCGGAAAUCGUUAGCCUCCAACUUCUCGCAAAGGAAUGUGGUGCACGUGGAGUAGUCGGUAUACGUGAUCUUUUGCAAAGAUCUGCUGGUAAAAUGCAGGAUGUUGAUGAUAAAAAAACAAUUCAAGAUCAUCUCGCAAACGUAGAUGCUGAUGAUGACACUACAAUAUAUAUCGGGAGAUGCAUUGAGGACACUUACGAAUGGAUCAGUUGUUUUCAUGGACAAUGUCAAUCUGAACGAUGUUCCUUGUUGGGCCUUGUGCAAAAACUCCGCAAACUACAGUAUAUUCACAUAGUAAGAAAUAUGGCUUAUUCUUGA
Messenger RNA from Dentiscutata erythropus, 1172 nucleotides. NCBI's taxonomy places the organism in Eukaryota, Fungi, Glomeromycota, Glomeromycetes, Diversisporales, Gigasporaceae. The record is from the annotation of a GenBank genome assembly.